Messenger RNA from Trichomonas vaginalis G3, 174 nucleotides. RefSeq lists its product as uncharacterized. The transcript has a single exon. Lineage: Eukaryota; Parabasalia; Trichomonadida; Trichomonadidae. The record is from RefSeq and is a predicted model, not a curated record. Bases 1 to 174 code for a protein of 57 amino acids.
AUGUUCAACUUGGUCUCAAGAAAAAAAUUUUACAAAAAAAAAAUGAUGAUGAUGCCUCCUCCUCAACCAUCAAAACUCGAGCAGAUCACACAGAUCGUGAAAGAGACUGCUUGGGUCAUUGGAACCUCAGCCUUCGUAAUCAUUUUCCCAAUUUACGUCGCAACGAAGCUCUAA